Messenger RNA from Drosophila erecta, 3015 nucleotides. RefSeq names its product semaphorin-2A (gene Sema2a). The record is from RefSeq and is a predicted model, not a curated record. Gene Ontology annotation, biological process: semaphorin-plexin signaling pathway; axon guidance; neural crest cell migration. Gene Ontology annotation, molecular function: chemorepellent activity; semaphorin receptor binding. Bases 516 to 2609 code for a protein of 697 amino acids. NCBI's taxonomy places the organism in Eukaryota, Metazoa, Arthropoda, Insecta, Diptera, Drosophilidae. The transcript is spliced from 15 exons.
CGAAUGUUUCGCUGUCAUUUUGACAGUUGCGAAUGUCCUCUCACCACCAAAAAGGACCUUUCCCUAUACGACUCGAACAGCUGCCUCGCUCUCGCAGGACGAAACGCAAUGGAAGAGGAACGGCGAGCGAGAGAGCGAGAGAUUGUGUGCUCCGUUUGACAGCAAAAUUCGAGCGUCUGUAAAUUUGUAUGCCUAUUUUUCUGUGUUUUCGCAUUUAAAACAUUUAAAACUCGAGUGAAACUUAAGAUUUAAGAAUCUAAAUAGUGAAAAAUGGUUGUGAUUACGUUGGCGCCCCGUUAUAAACACAAAUAAGCCCAUAGUCAAGUCUUCUGUGUUCAUGUUCCUUUUCGCGUGUUUGUGUGUACCAUACAAAAGUGUGUUUACAUUUUUUCAAUUCAUCCCAACCAACAACUAAACAAUAGAAUACAUGGUUUAAAAACAUAUUUCCAGGACUGGCACAAUAUAAAUACCAAAUUUAAUAAAGAAAGAGCUCGAACCCCGAAAGUGUUGCCACAAUGAACCGGGUGCAAUGGCUUCUGUUUGGCAGUUGCCUCGUGAUGAUUUCGCAAAUAGAGGCAGUCACCGAAGAACUUUCUCCAGAUCAUGUGCGGGAGUUCAACUGCGGCAAGCUGUACUACCGUACAUUCCAUAUGAACGAAGAUCGAGAUACGCUCUAUGUGGGAGCCAUGGAUCGCGUAUUCCGUGUUAGCCUGCAGAAUAUCUCCUCAUCCAAUUGUAAUCGGGAUGUGAUCAACUUGGAGCCAACACGGGAUGAUGUGGUUAGCUGCGUCUCCAAAGGAAAAAGUCAGAUAUUCGACUGCAAGAACCAUGUGCGUGUCAUCCAGUCAAUGGACCAGGGGGAUAGGCUCUAUGUGUGCGGCACCAACGCCCACAAUCCCAAGGAUUAUGUUAUCUACGCGAAUCUUACCCACCUGCCGCGCUCGGAAUAUGUGAUUGGCGUGGGUCUGGGCAUUGCCAAGUGCCCCUACGAUCCCCUCGACAACUCAACUGCGAUUUAUGUGGAGAAUGGCAAUCCGGGUGGUCUGCCCGGCCUGUACUCCGGCACCAAUGCGGAGUUCACCAAGGCGGAUACGGUUAUUUUCCGCACUGAUCUGUAUAAUACUUCGGCUAAACGCUUGGAAUAUAAAUUCAAGAGGACUCUGAAAUACGACUCCAAGUGGUUGGACAAACCAAACUUUGUCGGGUCCUUCGACAUCGGGGAGUACGUGUACUUCUUUUUCAGAGAAACCGCUGUGGAAUACAUCAACUGCGGCAAGGCCGUCUAUUCACGCAUUGCACGAGUGUGCAAGAAGGAUGUGGGUGGAAAGAAUCUGCUAGCCCACAACUGGGCCACCUACCUGAAGGCCAGACUCAAUUGCAGCAUCUCCGGCGAAUUUCCGUUCUAUUUCAACGAGAUCCAAUCGGUCUACCAGCUGCCCUCCGAUAAGAGCCGAUUCUUCGCCACAUUCACGACGAGCACUAAUGGCCUGAUUGGAUCUGCCGUAUGCAGUUUCCACAUUAACGAGAUUCAGGCUGCCUUCAAUGGCAAAUUCAAGGAGCAAUCUUCAUCGAAUUCCGCAUGGCUGCCGGUGCUUAACUCCCGGGUGCCGGAACCACGGCCGGGUACAUGUGUCAACGAUACAUCAAACCUGCCCGAUACCGUGCUGAAUUUCAUCAGAUCCCAUCCACUUAUGGACAAAGCCGUAAAUCACGAGCACAACAAUCCAGUAUAUUAUAAAAGGGAUUUGGUCUUCACCAAGCUCGUCGUUGACAAAAUCCGCAUUGACAUCCUCAAUCAGGAAUACAUUGUGUACUAUGUGGGCACCAAUCUGGGUCGCAUUUACAAAAUCGUACAGUAUUACCGCAACGGAGAGUCGCUGUCCAAGCUGCUGGAUAUCUUCGAGGUGGCUCCCAACGAGGCCAUCCAAGUGAUGGAAAUCAGCCAGACACGUAAGAGCCUCUACAUUGGCACCGAUCAUCGCAUCAAGCAAAUCGACCUGGCCAUGUGCAAUCGCCGUUACGACAACUGCUUCCGCUGCGUCCGUGAUCCCUACUGCGGCUGGGAUAAGGAGGCCAAUACGUGCCGACCAUACGAGCUGGAUUUACUGCAGGAUGUGGCCAAUGAAACGAGCGACAUUUGCGAUUCGAGUGUGCUGAAAAAGAAGAUUGUGGUGACCUAUGGCCAGAGUGUUCAUCUGGGCUGUUUCGUCAAAAUCCCCGAAGUGCUGAAGAAUGAACAGGUGACCUGGUACCAUCACUCCAAGGACAAGGGACGCUACGAGAUUCGUUACUCGCCGACCAAGUACAUUGAGACCACCGAACGUGGCCUGGUUGUGGUUUCCGUAAACGAAGCCGAUGGUGGUCGGUACGAUUGCCAUUUGGGCGGCUCGCUUUUGUGCAGCUACAAUAUUACGGUGGAUGCCCACAGAUGCACUCCGCCGAACAAGAGUAAUGACUAUCAGAAAAUCUACUCGGACUGGUGCCACGAGUUCGAAAAGUACAAAACAGCAAUGAAGUCCUGGGAAAAGAAGCAAGCGCAAUGCUCGACACGGCAGAACUUCAGCAGCAAUCAGCAUCCGAAUGAGAUUUUCCGCAAGCCCAAUGUCUGAUAUCACGAACAGAGUAUCGCCCUCAAAAUGCCGUCAUCGUCCAAUCAGUUUUAGUAAAUCAAAAGCGAAGAGGAUAAUUACAGUGCGGAAUAGGAAGUCCAGCAGGGAGAAAGGACGAGAAGAACUCAUUAUAAUCAUUAUUAUCAGCGACAUCAUCAUAGACAUACUUUCUUCAGCAAUGAACAGAAAACUCUUCCUAAAGGAUUAUGCAUUUACCGAGGCAUUUUCAAUGCAUCCAUUGACUUAGACUUAGACAUUAGGGUAUUAUCGCAUGACACAGCUCCUCCCAUACGGUGCAAUUGACCGACCUAAAUCCAUUCGCAUUAAAUACAAUAACAAAAGCCACGACCCAUAGUUAGUUACGACAAUUGAACAAUGGAGAUACUUAAACAACUGCCGCAGAAUC